UUUUUGAAAUUUAUUCAAGUUGAUAACAGGCAGAAUCAAAUUUGUAGAUACUAGAUUUAAUUUUUUUUGAUAGUAUUUGUAAAAGUUAAUACUUUAUUGUAGUUACAACAAAUAAUUAAAAUUAAGCAAGCAGUCAGAGUUAUGAGCAAGGUAGAGUUUUAAAACCAAUAGUAGGUUUCAACUAAAAAUAAAAAUUUGCAGCAAAGUUAGCUUAGAGGAUUCAACAUUAAAAAUAGUUCAAAUGAUCAUUUAGAUUUUAUUGAAGAUAUUAAAAAAAAAGGAUGGAAAGGAGAGUAAUUAUUUAGCUUUAAUGAAAAAAAUUCAAGUAAUUAAAAUCAAACAAACAAUGGAGGUGCUUUAAUUGGCGAAAUUAUUUUUGAAAAGAAUGUUUUAUGUUUAGCAAGCUUAAUUUCUCAUCAUUAUUUGGUAUCAAUUAGAAAGAUAGAUAUUAAGUAUAGACCAUCUCAAUUAAAAUUUCAGCUUAUAAAAGAUCAUUAAAGCUAUGAAAUUGAAAGCUAUGAGCAAAAAGAAAUAGAAAACUACUUUUUGAUAGUAUUCAAAUUAAGAAUAAAUUUAGGUGAAUAAUUAGGAUUUUUAGGAGUGAUAACUUAUUUGGAUAAAAUCUACUAUGAGCAAUAUGAUUUACAAAACAAAAAAAAGACUGUAUCUAUACCUUACAGUGUUUAAUAAUAGUAUAUUUCAGAUAUUGUUGACGAUACUAUUGUCAUUACGAAAAAUAUUUCAAACAAGACUUGUGAAGAUAAAUUAAAUGAAUUUUUUGGAAUUCCUGUAGUCGCAAAUGAUCCUUUUAUUGGGUUAUUUAUUAUUGGCUUGGUAGUAAAGUGUGGACUAACAAAUUUAAAAGCUAUUCUCCUAUAAUAACAGCACUUAUAAUUUAUGAAAAGAAUAAUUACUAACAGUGAAUCAAUAGAUGAUGAGAAUGUAAUAUUAUAGGAAGAAAAGUCAGUUAUCAAGAACAUUACUAAGCUUGAGAGUCGAGUAAUUUAUUAAAAUAAUGGAGAUCUUGCUCAUAAAGACGGAAUAUACACUUUAUGUAGAUUAAAUAAUAGUUGUCUAGCUAGCAGUUCUGUUGAUAAAACUAUUAGGAUAUGGGACUGGAAGGGUUAAACUCUUCUUAAUAACUUAGAUUGUGAUGGAUGUUGUAGAUAUUUUGUUUGUGAAGACAAUUUGCUAGUCGGAACUAGUGAAAAUUAUGUAAUAAUUAUAGAUUGGUAAAGCAGAAAAAUUGAUGGAGUUAUUCCUUGCAAAAAUAAACUGUAUAGCUUAUUGAUUUUCAAAAAUAAAACUAUAUUUGCUGGUGAUUGCUAUGGAAAUAUUAAUAUUAUAAAUAACACAAAUCUGAUGUACUACAUCAGAAACCACGACGAAAAUCCCAAGGGUCACAGAGGCAGUGUCAAUGUUAUGCAUAAAAUAAAUUAAAUUCCAAAUAUUUUUUUUACAGCUGGAGAGUUUGGAGAAAUCAAAGUUUGGGAUAGUGAAAAAUUUGAAUUAAAAGGAGAAUUGAUAGGGCAUGAGAAAGAAAAAAGUGUGUACUACUUGGAAAGCUAUUCAAUUAAUGGAUAAAAAGACUAGAGAAAUGAUGAUUAAAAUUUAUAAAAUUAUUUCUUGAUAUCUGGUAGCAGUGAUAAAACGAUAAGAAUUUGGAAUAUACAUUCUUUUUAGUAAUAUCGAGUUAUUUAAUUAAUUAACCCAAUAUAUGCUGCUUGCAUUAUUAAUUAGAAUGAGCUUGUAAUUGGUGAUGGUAGUUGUAUUAAAAUUUUAAAUAUUCACAAUCAGUAAGAGAGUUUUAUAAUUGAGAAACACGACUGCAGAGUUAAUGCAAUAUGUAAAUUAUCUGAAACAAGUUUUGCAUCUGGUGAUAUUGAAGGAAGUAUUAUUACUUGGUCAUUAAAAAGACCAGCAAUUUUGAUAUAAGAUGGAGGAGAUAGCAGUCCAAGCAGUUCAUUCUAAUAAGAGAAUACUUAAUCUUAAAAAUCAAACUCGGUAAAUUAGAAGUAAAAGUAGGCUCAGUAAGAUAAAUCAAUUAAACCAGAUAAUUAAUAAAGCUAAUCAUAGCAAAAUGCAAAUGCUGCUUUUAACAAUUUAGAAAAUAAUUUUGAUCAAUCAAAUUUGAAGUAAUAAAAUCAUCAUCACAACAACACUUUGCAGCAUAGAUAUGAAGAGAAGAGUUUUGAAUUAAUAGAAAAGCAAAAUGAUGAAGUGACUAGGGGCUCAAAGUCUAAUUCUAAUUAGUUUAACACUCCUUAUUUAGGUUCACAUCCAUUUUAAAAAGAAUAAAUAUAGUAAGUUGCACCCAUUUAGCUAAAUGAUAUUUAAUUUUAAAAUCCAUAUUAAGAAUAAAUUAAUUAAAAUAAGUCAAAUGGUAAUUAAAAUAUUGUAAAAAAGAUGAAUAAUAGCAUAUAGCCUUCUUCAACUACUCAUCAGCAGAGAUAACCUCCUUUAUAAAAGUUAAAUGUAGAAUUCUUUAAAGAAGAUUCUUAAAACUAAAAUUUUAAUAAUUUACAAGAAGCUGCUGAUAAAAAUAAUAAAACUCAACCUCUAUAAUUAAAUUAAGUUCAGGAUUAUAAAAGCGCUCACUACAAUGAUAAAUCUCCUUAAGCUUACAAGAAAAAUAUUUCAUCAAAUAAUUAACCCAACUACUCAACUUGUGAUUCAAGAAAGAUAGAUUUUAAUUUUUUGCAGUAACAAGAUAAAUAAAUUGAAUAGAAAUAGAAUAUUUUUAAAAAUUAAAUGGCAGCAAACUAAAAUUAGUAGAACUUUCUUUCUUAAAAAUAAAAUGAAUCCGAGUUAGCAAUUGGAAAUAAAGAUGAAGGCUUUUCUACAAAAACAAAUGGAUAAAAUUCUAGCUAAUUAGCUUAAAAUUUUAAUGGUAAGAAUAAUCUAAACGGAUUAAAUAAUAUUUAAGUUUCUUAAGAAAGCGGUUUGAUAAAUAAUCUUAACUCAUAAGAUUAGCUAAACUCAAGUAAGUUCUAAAAUUCAAAUAGUUUUAUAGAUUUACUUAAACAAUUUGAUGACAAUGAUAAAUACUAAAUCAUACACUAGAAGAAGUUAGGAGUGAAUAUCUCUCCUCUUUCAAAAGGAUUAAAUAAUUCUAACCAAAGUAUUCAAAUUAAUGGGUAAAACACCUACUAAAAAAUUUAGUAAAGAUUUCCUUUUUACUAAACUGCAAGUAAUGAGCAUAAAGAGUAAUUAGAAUACUACAACAUGCUGAUUCAGCAAUAUCAAACAUAAAACUAAAAUUAAGUUCAGUAAUAACCUAAAGAAAAAUAAAGAAAUGAAAUUAGUUUAGAUAAAGCAUAAAAUAAAAAACCUCUUUCUCUAGAUACUGAAUCUGUAGAAAGAGAAUAUUAGGUUGCUUAAUAAAAAGUAAACCUUGAUUUAUAAUAAAUAGGAGUAAAUCCUCAGUAAACUCUUACUCCUAAAUCAGCAGAUUUCAAAACUUCGUAGUAAAGAUAGAAAGAAAUCAUCUUAGGAUUUAACUUAAAAGAAGGAGACACUUCAUAUAUGAAAAACUAUAAUAAAAAUACUUCUUUCUCACCAAUUAAUUAGAGUAAUAUUGAUGAUCUUAUUGAUAAAGAUCUGAAGGAAGAAAUUAAAAAACUAACUUAAAAUUCAGAAGCAGCACAACAUUAAAAAUUACUUUAAAAAGCCAUAGAUGAAGCAAAAGAAAAAGACAUCUUAAUUGAAAAACUGUAAAAAGAAAAUAAAGAAAUGAAAGAACAAUUAUAAACACAAAAUUCUUCAAUAGAAAAGUAUCAAAAUUAAAUAUAAUAGCUCAUAGAUACUCUAUAAAAAUCAGAAGAGGAAAGAAUUUAAAUUGUAAACGAAAUCAAACAAGUAACGCCCCAGCUUUCAAAAUAUUCAGAUAUUACUAAGCAGCUAAGAGAAAAGUCAGAAAAUUAAAUUUAAAUCAUCAAAAAAUAAGAUGAAGAAAUCAAUGACUUGAAAGAAUAUAUUUUAUACUUGUAAAGUUAGAAAUAAAGAACAAACUAAGGAGCAAAUGGAAUCUAAAAAAAGCCUGAGAAAGUUUAAGUGCAUGACCAGUAAAAUUAAAUAAUUUAGCAGUAUAAAGAAGUAAAGGAAGAUAAAAAAAACAAUUUACUGUCUCCUCUUUAAAAAAAACUAGAGCUUUUACAUAACAAUAAUUAAAGUGAAGAGUAAUAUAAACAUUUUUUAUAAGUGAACAAUUAAGUUGAAGUUACUGAUUUCAAUGACUAUGCAUCUUAGGGAAAUUUAUAUACCUAUGACAAAUUAGAUUCUUACGAAAAAAAUGCUCAUGAUUCACAGAGCUAAAAAUAAAAGAUUGAAGAUCAAUUAAAUGACAAAGAAUAAAUUAUGAUUUAAUUGAGAAUUUUAUAACAAGAGUCACUAAAUCUCCAUAAACAAAUAGUCAGUCUAAAAUCUAAAAUAAGUGAAUGCACUAAUGAAAAUGAAAUGAUUCAGCUAUUAAAUGAAUUAUAGAGAAUCCACUCUCUUUAUGAAAUGAAAAAUGAUGAAAUUUCUGAAGUUAAGCAACUUUAUAAUGUUUUUUGA
Messenger RNA from Tetrahymena thermophila SB210, 4554 nucleotides. Its product is annotated as WD domain, G-beta repeat protein. The record is from RefSeq and is a predicted model, not a curated record. NCBI's taxonomy places the organism in Eukaryota, Ciliophora, Oligohymenophorea, Hymenostomatida, Tetrahymenidae. Gene Ontology annotation, molecular function: protein binding. The transcript has 2 exons.